Messenger RNA from Volvox carteri f. nagariensis, 1824 nucleotides. RefSeq lists its product as uncharacterized. The record is from RefSeq and is a predicted model, not a curated record. Gene Ontology annotation, molecular function: GTPase activity; GTP binding. NCBI's taxonomy places the organism in Eukaryota, Viridiplantae, Chlorophyta, Chlorophyceae, Chlamydomonadales, Volvocaceae. The transcript has 10 exons. The annotation marks the transcript as partial.
CCUCUGGUUCUUCCCCUGGAAUCACGUUCUCAGCUUGCCGUACAGCAUGAGGGGUUGGACCUCCUGAACAGCAUCUCUGGUCCAGUCAGCCCCGUUGUGGUCAUUGGGCCGUACAGAUCCGGAAAGUCCUUCACGCUCAACCAGCUGCUGGGAGUGCCGUGCAACCAGGGUUUCGGAGUCGGCCAUACGCGGUCAACGGAAACUAAGGGAAUUUGGCUGUGGGGCAAACCCGUAUCGCGUGGUGGAGGAGCAGGAGGGGGGCCCGGGGAUGGGCUGCUUUACGUGGAUACGGAGGGUUUUGAGAGUACGGGAAAGGCCAAUUCGUAUGACGAUCGGAUCUUUGCGCUAUCGGCGAUGAUGGCAUCCCUGCUAAUUUACAACCUGCCGGAGACUAUUCGCGAAUCCGACGUGGCGAAGCUUUCGUUUGCUGUUGAGCUGGCGAGGGGGUUCUACGACAAGAGCGACCCGGAGCAGCAGCAACAGGUCGGUAGCGACGGCGGUGUGGAACCGGGAUCCAUGUUGUGGCUCAUACAGCGGGAUUUCCUGACCGGUCAAACUGCGGAUCAGUUGGUCAAAGCCGUACUGGCACCCGUACCAAACCCGCAGCACGACGCGGGGCUGGAGGCACUCAAUCAGGUCCGUUCCUCGCUAUCAGCUCUGGCUCGCAACAGUACGGGCUUCUCAUUGCGACAGCCCCACAUAGAUAGGGCCCGUUUGUGCGAGAUUCCGGACGAGGAACUGGAUCCGACGUACGUACGGCAACGGGAGGAGCUGAAGCAGCUCGUCCAGUCCCUAGCCCGGCCGCGAGCUCUUCGCGGAAUGCCCCUCAACGGCCCACAGCUGGCAUCUCUGGUCAGCAGAAUGGUGGAGGCGCUGAAUCAGCAGGAAAUCCCCACCGCCACCUCCCUCCUCGCCGCCUUCAACCGGGAGGUGCUCUCCCGCUGUGUGGCCAACUACUCGGGGGCGCUGGCGGCCCUGACACUGCCGCUGGGGGAGGACGACGUGGAGGCGGUGGAGAUGGGGGCCAGGGGGGCGGCGCUGGAGGUAUGUAUCAACCGCCACAACGCCGUUCCAAAACAAAACACACUUACUCCCCGGGCCCUGGGCCGUUCGAUUCCCCUUUUUCAGAUUCGUCGUACAGAGAACCUGGCUGCCUCCAACGCCAUUUGCUCCGAGUUGGAGAACCGAUGUGAAGAGGAGCUGGACCACAUGCAGAACAUGCGGCUGCCCUCCCUGCGCAAGUUCGAAUCCUCCUACCGGCAUUGCGAAAUGACAUUUUCCGAGCGCUGUCUGGGACCCGCCAAGGCGCCGAACGCGGAGCGUCUGGAGAAGGCUUGGGUGAGGGCUCGGAAGGCGUUUGGAAAGGACUACAACGACAGGCUGUUCACGGGGCUGUUGGUCAUCUCGCUGGCAGCAGCUGUGGUGUUUCGCUUCCUGAUAAAAAUGCAGAUUUUGGAGCUGGCAGCCUGGGCUGGCUUUCUGUUCCUGGAAAUCUACCCCAAACUACAUCCCGUGACGAGCAUGUACGACACGCGUGGCUGGGCCUUGACUGUACGACUCUGGGAGUUCUUCAUGGCCGUGUUAUUUGGGUUUAACGGCUCCGGGGUGUUGUGGUUGGUGGUGGUUGUAGCAGUGGUGCUGAUGCGGGUGUGCUACAGCCGACGUCGGCGUCGAGGUGGCGGAGGAGGGGGAGGGAGAGGAGGGGAGGGGGCGGGUGGGGGUGCAGGGAGUUUCAUAGGUGGUGGUGGUGGUGGCGGAGGUAUCUUAAGCGGGGGAAGCAGCACACGACGAAAACAGACAAGCACGCGGGAUCUGGACGUGUAG